This is a messenger RNA of Adineta ricciae, 1017 nucleotides long. Lineage: Eukaryota; Metazoa; Rotifera; Eurotatoria; Adinetida; Adinetidae. The record is from the annotation of a GenBank genome assembly.
AUGUUCAAUACAUCAUUGUAUGCGUCGGAAGCUGAACUGUUUGAUUAUCUAUCUAUUCAAAUGGAUCGGUACUUCGCUUUAUUUAUAUUCUUCUUCGCGGUUAUUGGAAAUACGCUUAAUAUUCUUGUUUUGUCGCAGCCAACUCUUCGAUCAAAUCCCUGCGCAUGGCUUUUUCUCACAUCGUCAAUAGCCAAUUUGAUCACAGUCUUGUUCGCUCUUACAACGCGAAUCAUGGCAGGCUGGGGUACAGAUCCAACUGAUACUCAAGGAUGGAUAUGCAAACUACGUGCAUUCAUCUUAUUCUCUUCGCGAACAAUCGCAUUUUGGUUAAUCGCACUAGCAACUGUUGAUCGGUGCAUGGCAUCGAGUCCAAAUGCAGCUCAUCGACGAAUGAAUACCUUGAAAAAUAUACAAAAAAUUUUUCUUCUUGUCGUUAUCGUUUCCAUUCUACUCUAUAGUCAAAUAUUUUACUGCUACGAAGCAAAUCUGAUUCUCACACCAUUGAAAUGCUAUGGAAAAUCACCUGCGUGUCGAUUGUUUACUGAUGUGGCUUAUGGAUGUGUUAGUAUAUUACUUCCCUUGCUUUGCAUGAUCGUUUUCGGAAUGCGAACUAUCUAUCACAUUCACCAGGUUCAAUCUCGAGUACAACCAGUGCAUGUGACAAACGCUGACCAUCAUCAACCGACAACGGCUGGAUCACGUGAACACUCGCAUAAUCCAUGGAAAAAACACGAUCGUCAUCUUUUUCUCAUGUUGAUCGUACAAGUAAUUAUACAGAGUAUAUUGACCAUUCCUCAAGUUAUCGCGAAAUUUUACAUAUCAGCGACGAUGGGUGACGAGCAAACGCCAUUAAAGUUAUCGAUCGAUCACUUUCUUUACAAUUUCGCUUUACUUUUAUCUUUUCUUGCAAAUGGAAUGCCAUUUUAUAUCUAUACUCUAUGUGGUGGAAAUAUUUUUCGUCAGCCGUUGUUGAAUUUAACUAACAUGAUCAUUGCAGCACUAAGGCAACGCAGAUGA